Molecule: messenger RNA, 321 nt
Organism: Colletotrichum chrysophilum
Lineage: Eukaryota; Fungi; Ascomycota; Sordariomycetes; Glomerellales; Glomerellaceae
Exons: 1
Coding region: 1-321 (106 amino acids)
Source: RefSeq, a predicted model, not a curated record
AUGAAGGUUACCACGAUUCUCGCCGCACUCCUGCCUGCGCUGGCUCUUGCCCAGACAGACAGCACCACCACCAUCACUUCCACCGCUACCCAGACCAAGACCGUCACCCUCUCGCGCGUCCACACCACUACCAUGACCUACGGCACCGGCAACAGCACUGCGACUGUCAAGCCUACCGGCUCCGGAGCCUCCGUCAUUGCCACCGCUACCUCUGCUGCCCCCGCUGCCACUUCUUCCAAGGCCAGCGCCGGCUCAAAUGUCAACGUCGACAGCCUUGCCUUUGCCGGUGUUGCUGGCAUGAUCGCCGCUGCUUUCUUGUAA